Nicotiana tabacum (common tobacco) is the source of this 959-nucleotide messenger RNA. Its product is annotated as putative voltage-gated potassium channel subunit beta. The record is from RefSeq and is a predicted model, not a curated record. Lineage: Eukaryota; Viridiplantae; Streptophyta; Magnoliopsida; Solanales; Solanaceae.
ACGAAAGCUAGUUUGAAAAGACUGGAUAUGGAUUAUGUGGAUUUGAUUUAUUGUCAUAGGCCUGAUGCUAGUACACCUAUUGAAGAAACUGUUAGGGCUAUGAAUUAUGUGAUUGAUAAAGGUUGGGCUUUUUAUUGGGGAACAAGUGAAUGGUCAGCUCAACAGAUUACUGAAGCUUGGGGUGUUGCUCAAAGAUUGGAUCUUGUGGGUCCUAUUGUUGAACAGCCUGAGUACAACUUGUUGUCUAGGCACAAGGUUGAAUCUGAGUACCUCCCUCUGUAUAGCAACUAUGGCAUUGGUCUUACGACAUGGAGUCCUCUUGCUUCAGGUGUUCUGACUGGAAAAUAUAAUGCAGGGAACAUUCCAGCGGACAGUCGAUUUGCACUGGAAAAUUACAAGAAUCUUGCCAACAGAUCUUUGGUGGAUGAUGUGUUGAGGAAAGUAGAUGGAUUGAAACCAAUUGCUGAGUCACUAGGUGUACCUCUACCGCAACUGGCAAUUGCCUGGUGUGCUGCAAAUCCUAAUGUCUCAUCCGUUAUUACUGGUGCCACCAAAGAGUAUCAGAUUGAAGAGAACAUGAAAGCUAUCAAUGUCAUUCCAAUGUUAACACCUGCUGUGAUGGAGAAGAUUGAGGCUGUUGUUCAAAGCAAACCAAAGCGCCAAGAUUCGUAUAGGUAGAUAAAUUUUAAGAUCCAUUAGGUCUUAAGAGCACUACUAUUUCCAGAAUGAGUUUUCCUUGCGAUGUAUUUUGCAACUCCUAUUGCUUGUCUUAUGUUAAGUACAUUAAGAGUUGGUGUUGUUUCUGAACCAACCUUUGAUUUUGGUGAAUUUUCUACUUUUCUUUGGGUGGAUGAGAUGUUGGCUUUCAGAGUUGGAAUGAAUAUUGUCUUUAGUCUCUGCUUGUGAGUAGAGACUAACAUACUUCUCAAAUUGUUUAUGUUUAUCCUGUGACUUAUAAU